This is a messenger RNA of Paramormyrops kingsleyae, 8363 nucleotides long. It is a transcript of the gene nol4la, whose product is annotated as nucleolar protein 4-like a. The record is from RefSeq and is a predicted model, not a curated record. NCBI's taxonomy places the organism in Eukaryota, Metazoa, Chordata, Actinopteri, Osteoglossiformes, Mormyridae.
ACUUUUUAAGGUAAAAUUACAGCCAAUGCAACUGAGCUUCCUACAACAUAAACUCCAACGGACAAUGCAGUAACAGUCGUGAAAAAAUGGCUUUAAUAUUCUCAGACUAAAUUACAAUACACCAACAUGCACCGUCUCCUUCACCAUAGCGCUUUGCUGUGGGAGAGUAGAGGGAGAAAAGAGAUGAACUGAGAUGGGACAGUUUUUAAAAUGAACAUAGUUAUCCAAGUAGAAGCACUGAAACUGUACAUAACAUUGUCCUUCACAUAAACGAUUAUCUGCAUUCGGGUGCCAUAAAAAAAUAACAGCAGCUUUUAGAAAAGGCGUUAGGAAGUGGACGACGAUCAAUCAUGUAGUAAAAUGGUCUACUUGGUGGAAUAUGUGUGAUUCUAUUUGUAAGUGAACAUUACUGUCUUUCUAUACGGAGAUUCAUGGGGUUCAUUAGAGACACGGCUGUACUGGCAAGAACACACAAGUGACUCAUAUUAUAGAAAACACAAUAGUGUGUGUGCGUCUGUAUGUGCGUGCGUGUUUGUCUGUCUGUCUGUGUGUAUGACUGAUUGACUGGCUAUCGGUGUUUGUGAAUCAAUGUCUGUUAAAAUCGCCAGCAGCACAAGUUAAUUUGAGGAAGGAACAAAAGGAGACUCUGUAAAACGCGUGUUUCCGUUUUUUUUUCAUUCAGCUGCCUUUCGGCUUGUCCCAAACACGGAUUGUCCUUUCGUAUUGUAUUAUUCCCCCGUUUUAUUUUACUAAAGAGUCUUGAUUAUUUAAUUUCGCAUAUUACGUUCCCAUGUGAACAAAUAUAUUGUAUUUUAUAUCUAACAACAUUAUUUCGCAGUUGAAAAAUAUCCUGUGAACGCUGACAGGGGCGCGGCGUUACAAAAGUCACAUUAAAGGCGGCCGUCAUUUGCCUUUUGUUGUUUGCAAAAGGCUGCGUUUAAUAUUUCGUUGCGGAGACCCUUUGCGCACAGGUGGGGGACCCGCCCGGUGGGACGGCCCCCUCUCCCGGCCCCUCGGCGGAGGAUGCGAGCGGCUGACAUUUGCUGCUGCGGUUCGGGACGGGAGGUGCAGCGUCUCUGCAAACAGGUGUGAUCCAGCGCAGACAAGCCGGGUCCCCGGUCCGACAGCAGACUCGUUCCGUGCUUCUCCGCGCAGCGGGACCAGGACAUCUGCCUCCUACACGCCUUUUCAGUUUUCACAUUAUAUUACUGCCGUCGCCGGCCAGCUCGUUGGAGAAAAGAAAAGAAGCGAAGCCAUGACAAGUAAAAAAUGUGCGGAUAUAACAAAACGGAGCCGGAGCCCCGUGGUGCUGGAUGCGGAGAUGUUCGGCGGGUUUCAGGACUGGUGUCUUCGGACCUACGGGGAUUCGGGCAAGACGAAGACGGUGACCCGGCGAAAAUACAACAAAAUCAUGCAGACGUUGCUGCAGGGCGACGAGCCGGACGGCGUGUACGUGGAGAGCAGUACCAUUAACGCCAAAUUCAAAUUCUGGGUGAAAUCUAAAGGCUUCCAGGUCGGCAGUAGCGUGCUGAGCGGGCACAGCCAAAAAGGGGGCUCCGGGAAGCCCGUCCUCUACGUCCCGGUCAAGUCCACGUGUGCUGAUGGCGGCUCCAGCACGGACAGCUCAUCCCUGAAGCGCGUGGCUGUGGUAGAGGACUUCUUUGACAUCAUCUAUGCGAUGCACGUGGAGAUGGGCCCGGAUGCAGGCCGCACACCCAAGCAUGCAGGCCAAAAGAAGACGUACAAGGCGAUCGCAGAGACAUAUGCCUUCCUGCCGCGGGAGGCUGUCACACGCUUCCUCAUGAGCUGUGGAGAGUGCCAGAAGCGGAUGCAUAUCAACCCCAGUACCGCUGAGUUUAAAGAGAACGACAGGCCGGCCCCAUUGGUUCCAGACCUCAUUGACUACAACAUGCCGCUCACCGCCACCUACUUGAAGCAGAUGAAGCUGCAGUGUAUGAACACCAACGAGCAGGAUGACACCUCAGUGAGCAGCGAGGACCUCGAAAUGAACGACCCCACGUGGAUGUCCACCGACCGUGGCCCCACGUCGGACAUGAGCCCCCCCCACCCCGGAGCACGGUCACACAGCCCCGAGACUGGGCAUAAGGACGAGGAUGACGACUCCUCCUCUGAGAGCGGCAGUGCCAAUGGAGUGCCCUCGCUGACGCCCCCCACAGCGGCCGGGGCAACCCCCCCUGAGGCCGAGGUGAAUGGGGGCGGGGGCGCGGCACCGCUGGACUUCAGCACCACGUCGUCCUCGCCCUCCUCCGAGGAGCAGCAACCCAUCAACCUCGCAGCUGAACACACUGUGUCCGACGGCCUGCGCAGGAAGUUCCCUGGUGGGCCCCCUCACGCCACGGAGCUGCGCCUGGAUUACGGCAACAAGUCCCCUCAGUACAGCUCAGGGAGUUACGACUCUGUAAAGACAGAGGUGAGCGCCUCCGCUGAGGACCUGAGCACGGGCCGGGCGCAGGCAGUCGAUGACGACGACGACGAGCACGACGACCACGAUGACAGCGACAAGAUCACCGACACGGAGGGCCUGGACCCCGAGCGGCUGAAAGCCUUCAACAUGUUUGUGAGGCUCUUCGUGGAUGAGAACCUGGACCGCAUGGUGCCCAUCUCCAAGCAGCCCAAAGAGAAGAUCCAGGCCAUUAUCGAGUCGUGCAGCCGGCAGUUCCCGGAGUUCCAGGAGCGAGCUCGCAAGCGCAUCCGCACCUACCUCAAGUCCUGCCGCCGCAUGAAGAAGGGUGGCAUGGAGACGCGGCCAACCCCGCCACACCUCACCUCUGCCAUGGCUGAGAACAUCCUGGCUGCAGCCUGCGAGAGUGAGACACGUAACGCAGCCAAGAGGAUGCGGCUGGAUGCCUACCAGCCUGCGGAUGAGCAGAUUGCCCUUGACAAACCCAGUCUGCGGGACCCAGCCACCCUGGCACACUCUGCCUACUCACUGGCUGCCUCCGUCUACUCCCAAGAGCAGCUCUACACCAACGGAGGCCUCAACUACAGCUACCGUGGUUAUGGUCCACAGCACACCACCUCCGGGUCAACUGCUACCCCACAGACUAAUGGGCCCACAGACCUCAGCAUGAAGUCCAUGGCAUCCGGCAGCUCCAACAGUCACGGGCCAGGUGGGGGGGGAGGGGGCGCCUCGGCUCAGCUGAGCGCCCCCGAAGUGGCGGCAGUGCGGCAACUCAUCGCCGGUUACCGCGAGUCGGCAGCAUUCUUGCUGCGCUCAGCGGACGAGCUGGAGAGCCUGAUCCUGCAGCAGAACUGAGGAGCUCCCCCCUGCCCCAAAAAAAAGCACCCGCCGUUCAUCACCCGCCUACCCACACCCAGAUACACACACACACACACACACACACACAGAUAUGCACACACAGUGCCAUAAACAUACAGAUACACUCACAGUCAUACAUACACACACACAGAGCUACACAAAUGCAUAGCCAUAAACACAAAGACAAACACACACAGUCACAGAUAGAAAUGCACAGACAGAGACACGCAGAGUCACACACGCCAACCCACACCUGUUUAGGAACAGUUUUCUGCCUUCAUCACAGAAAAACAAGGAAACGAAUGAACACAGAGUUGAGGAAUGCAUUGAUAGAGAUGAGACUACCUAACAGGGUGUCAGCCACCAUCUUGGCACCCCCCCCAUUUUCCCCACUGGGUGGCGCUGUGUCACACUCGCAGCAGACAGAACAGAGGAGGCCGGGACUGGGAUUUCGGCAGGACCAUUCACUUUUGUCCACAUUUUAUACAAGCUGCUCCCAGUCUCCUAACUGGCUUUCUAAACAGACAAUGAUAUUUUCAAGUUAAAAGAAAGUUGUUCUGAUUGAUCCAGUUCGUGUCACAACCUGCUGACUGAAAGAUGGCACUACUGGGUGUGGAGGAUGAGCAUCUGCCAAGAAGCAAAGCGUAAAGGAGGAAGAGGAAGAUGAGAAGGUCGACGGUGACCUGUACAUAAUCUCUCUGUGUCCCUGCACUUUUCACACCACCCCCCCCCACCCCACCCCCGUGACUCGAGCGUCAUGAAAGCGCCAUUUCACACAUGAAGAUACCUCAGAACCACAGUACUCACUGUUUUUUUUUGCGCUUUUUUUCCCCAGAGUUGGUGUUUGAAAGUAACAAUUAUCUCAUUAUAUUUUCUACAAAAAGGAAAGAUUUUAAAAAAUGCUGAGAUUUAAAAAUUUCAAAAAUAUAAUUUCUAUGAUUUGAAUUGUAAAGGGAAAGGUUUCGCAUUGCUCAGACCCGUAUGUAUAUAUUGCAGCUACCAGUUACGGUAGUCAUGCUUGGCUAUGAAAGCCUGGAGACUGGCGCCCCCUAUAGAUCUGUAACUGCAUAGGCUUUGGUCGGCACUGGCUGGUCCAUCACAUGGAGCCUCAUGGGCUCUGCGGUAUCUGCACUGGGAGAUCCCUGAGCCCCCAGAGUGGCUGGAUGUCUCAUCCUCCAGACUUCAGCACCGGCUGUUUCUCUGAUCUCUGAAAUGGCGCCUGGAUCGGCAGCGGUUUCCCGGCCGACAGGGUUGCCAUGUUUGGGGGGCUUUGCUGUUCCGGCCCUUUGCUCCAACGCCCACGCAGCCUAAUCCCCCACUCCCCUUGGACCUCCCCGCUCUUCCGUCGCAUGAGUCGGUUGCGCUCUGCUGCGGAUAAACAGGAGCGACGGCCUCGUUCCCACGCGGCCUGCCGCACCUCGGUUGCUGCUACGAACCUGCAGACCUCAAGCCAAGACUGCUGGUUCCUGCACUCCUCAAGCUUGCAAGAGAAAGAAGGACAAUGCAACGAAAAAUGCAAUUGACAACAAAGCCAAAACUGGAGCUGAUAACACAACAAUCUAACGCUUUGUUCUUUUUCACUUUUCUCCUUCAUUUUUGUAAUUCAGACAGUGUGUGUGAUUCUCCAGGAUGGACCCCCCUUAUGCCACCGUCACCACAGCACCCACACACUCAUUGGCUGCCUGAGAUCUUGGGCGGCUCCUCACAAGUCCUCACUGCCCAGUUGCCCCUGGUAACGCCACCUCGCCCCCCUCUAUGGUCCUAAUGUGACACACGUGGAUCAUCCGGCAUGAUGUGUACAACCUCAUCAGUGCCCCCUGGUGGCCCACAGGAAGACUGGUGUCUUUCCCCACCAGUCUCCUAGCAGGAUGCUUUUCCAGCUCAUAUUCCUUGCUCUUCGAUUGCUUGUUGUCCUGGGUGAGGUACUGCAGUAAAGAUCAUUGUCAGCAAAUAUUCUUAUGAAGGAGAGUCCAGUUUGAUAAAAGGAUCACAUGCAUCAAUCCCAUGGCUGGCCUGUACCUCCAGUGUGUGUGUGUGUGCGUUCGUGUGCAUACUUGUGAGUGUGUGUGUGUGUGUGUGUGUGUGUGUGUGUGAAUGUACCUGACAUUCAUUGUAGUUCUCCUGCACUGUGUUGUUCAAACCCACAGCAUGUUUGGGCUGCACCAUGAGCACCGUGUGGCUUGGGGGGGGGGGCAUGUUGACACUCGGGCUCUGCUAGCUGGCUGCAUCACAUUCCUCUCGUAGAGUGAGACUCUCGCUGUGACUUUAACGUGUAGCUCUUGCAAAAAGCCAACUCAUCUCCAGUGACACUAAACUCAUUCAUCAAUAGACACACAAAAAUGGCAUUAGACAAUCCUGGACGUGUAGCGUGUCUCCUGUGCAGCCUGCUGUGCCCCCACCCCCGCUUCCUGUGUGCCAGGCUGUGACAUCAUGUUAGCAUGUGUCCUGCAGACAUGCUCACGUGAGACACAGCAACAGCCUCCAGCGCCCUUGUCACCGGUUUCUGUUUUUAAGUGGUAUUAACACUCUGAUUUUUAUAUAUGUCUAUAUUUACAGUAUAUAUUUAUAGAGUACUGUUCUACCCCAAACGUCUUUUGUACAAUGCUGAUUCACAGGAAGAGUUGCCUUGCCGUCAUCUUCACACAUUCCACAGCUCGGCCACUGGCACAACUGGCAUCUCCUGAUACCGUCGCGCUCGUCACCGUGUGCAGAUCCGGCCCCGAUCCGGUGGUUGUGAGGGGAGCCGAGGGGGGAAGAAUUAUCGUGCUUUAAAAACUGUCUGGAGGGUGUGACAUGUUGCCGUAACAGCCGGCAGCUCAUGUGGCAUGAUGUCCCAAGGAUCAGCGGGCGGGGAUUCCACGUGCAAGUGGCUCCUUUGUGUCACAUGCUAGUGCCAUCGGUCACAGAUUCUGAGGAAGGAAAGAUGGGCGGGCACUGCAGAGAGGUCACGGGUUGCGUGAAGGCAAGUGAGACAUGCUUUCUGUCACGCAUGCUGGAUUGGUCAAUUUUCUCUUUACGGCAGAAUCUAUGGAUCAAAAGCCACUUGUGGCUGUACAGGCUCGGUUGGGAAGGGUGAGUGUCUUGCGGGGGUGAGGGCAAGGAGGCUGUUUCCUCAAAAACAGUUUUAAGAUGUUGAGUAACUGCAGAUUAGUCAAUCGAUGAGCCUUGUAAGGGCUAUCCACCCAGCGAGUGUGUGUAUGUAUGUGUGUGUGCAUGUGUGUGUGUGUGUAUGAAAUCGCCAACCAGGCAUGGUGUCGGGUCAAUCCUCAGUUGAGAUGUUUCCUUUUUCUUUGUCCAGAGUGUUGAUAUAUAUAAGUAUUUAUAUUUUCAGAGUUGGAGCCUCACUGCCGCUACCUGCUCUCUGUCUGGGGUCAAAUGUACAAGUCAGAAAAAAAUCUGAAAAAAUUUACUUUUUAUUUUUCUAUCAGGGCAGUGAACAGCUUCAGUCAAAUCAAUAUGGUUCAGGCCAUAGCCUGGUCUAUUCUGUAAUUUGCCAGUGAGUUAAGAUUUUAUGGUCGGUUCUGCUCAAGAAUUUCAUCUUUACAUACCAGAAGCUGAUGGUAUUAACUGUUUCUCUAUUUAUACCUUAUACUAAUGUAAAACUGUAUUUAUACUUUAUACCAAUGUGAAACUUUGUAAUUUUCCCCACCCAAUUCUGGACUCAGUCGAAGUGUGAUGUUUACAUGUACAGAUUUUUGCAAUUAGUUUGACCUUGUUUUACUUUUUGUUGUCAUUGUUGUUGAUGAUGUCGUUUGUUGCCCUGAUUCUCUGUCCCGUUUCCUAUCCCCAGACUGUAUGCAUUUAUUCGAGAAACCUUGCGAAGUGCCACCACACUCAGAUAGGAUGGUAUCACACUUCAGUGACUUUAGAAGGUGUCUACAGAGUGUGGCGAGCACCCAGGGAACACUGGCAGUUUCCUCAUUUUCAGCUAAUCGAGACCUUGUCACUACUGGGUUCUUUCAUUUUGGUUAUCAGGAGCUAGUUGCUAAUGUUGGCUCUCUGUCUCUGUCGCUCUGCACCUAUGCAUUCUUAAGGAGAUGUAGUUUUGUCUGUAAGAUGAACCUUCAGUUGAAAAGUUCUACCUGCACAAACACAUUCAGAACUUGGAACUUUAAACCUCACAUCUCACAGCUUUAAUUUUUUUUCCAAUUCUAAGGUCUCGAUGUAGCAGUUCUCUCGUCACCAAUGUUCCUCAGUGAAUUAGAAGCCAUUAACAGCCCCUGGAUCGUGUUUGCCAGGGGAAACAGAACCUCAGGAAAAGAUAUUCCCCAAGAAUUUACUUUUUUAAAAACACGUGUCUUACUGAAUCAGCAGUCCACCCUCCCUCUCUAAUUCCCAGUACCCUGUAAUUUAUGACAGAUAAUUAUUUGUUUUUAUAUUUAUUGUUGUGUUAUGACAGUGGAUUCUUUUUCCAGUAUGUGUGGCUAAAUAUCUGAAUUACAAUGCAGUGCUUUUCUUGUCUGAUCUGGUUCAGUCUGGCCUGAACUUAUCCUGUCAUUUCCAGUCUGUACCAGUCCGCUCCAGUCAUAUCUGAUUAUGUCCAGUCUGAUCUGGCUAUUUAAUUCCCUGAACAAGUCCAGCCAGCUCAUUUCCAGUCUGGUAUCUGGUCUUAUUCAGUCAUAUCCAUUUUUUUUCUGAUCUGAUCUGGUUAUAUUCAGUUUGAACCAGAUGUGUCUCUUUAAAAAACAGGUGUCUUAUUGAAUCACUAGUCCAUACUCCCAAUCAAAUGCCCAAUACCUUGUAAUUUAUGACCAAUCAUUUCUUUUUGUAUUUAUUAUUGUGUUAUGACAGUGAAUUCUUUUUCAGUAUGUGUGGCUAAAUAUUUGAAUUCUUUAGAAAGUGUUGAUAUAUACAUAUAAAUAUAUAUGUGCAACAAGUAAAAGAUGAAUAAGAAAAUAAAAAAAACGUUUAUUUCUGUUUGUCCGAUGCAAAAAUUUUGUGGUGGGCCUUCCUGCCACCUACAUAUCACUCAGUUGAUUGGAGGACCGUGAUCAGGUGUGUUUCUCCCUAACCAAUCAGUGGGAGCUGAUUUUUGUGUCACAAAAGUAACCCAAUAAAAUAAAACAGUUGCUGCCAUGUCAAA